AUGUUUAAUACCAAAUGCUUAUUUUUAUUUUUAUUUAUUUAUCGCAAGAAUUUAGUGGAAUCCGCCGAUACAUCAGCUGGUGCAAGUUUAAGCCAUGGACCAGCACCUGCUCCAACAACUGCUGGUUCCGAUACACACUUGGGAGAUGCUGAAGAGGCUGAAGGUGUUUUUAGAUCUACUGCUGAACUUAAACUAUUUAAGGAUGACAGCAAUGGCAAUGCAGUAAAAAUGGAAGAUAAUGAUUUCUUUGCAGAUUAUUACUUGGGCUUUCUCACUUACGCCUUUAAACCGGAUUUAAUGUGCACAUUGGUCAAGUUUGGAGUUAAGGAAGUGUGGAAGAAGGGAGAUCACAGAGUUGAAGAACCUAAGUCUGUGACAUACGACUCCAUUUUGCGGGAAGUUACUGUACGUGAUAACAAAAGGGCACUGAUUUAUAAGGAUACUUUAACAGGCGGAUGGAGGCUUGUUAACACCAUUGUUAGAUCAGAAAGAUUUAAGACUGUUAAAGCACAAAUUCAUAAGGAACCAGCAUCGGGAUCACUGAGGUCCCGUUUAUCAUCUUAUGACUUAGAACUUGGGGAUUUUCUGAAUGAUUCAACAGGAUCGGGUGAAGGCACAGAGGAUUCCUACGAGCCAUUUAGAGUUACGUCCGAAGAUGGUGAUGCUUGGGAAACAAGUGGUGGUAAUCGACUACGGUCCUCUACUGCUGGAGAUGGUGUGCCUGAUAAAUUAAGUGUAAAUUCAUCUACCGAAAUUGAAUUAGUUAAGGAUCUGACUUGGGUUAUGACUCUCACAAAGGGGCUGAUAAUGGCCACUGAGGAUGUUGAGGAAAAGUUGUACUUGUUCUUUCAGCCGAAAGAAGUGGUGGAGAUGGACCACAAACUACUCCGCCAGUCAAUGGCUCUGGUUUUAAUUCAGAUGAACCACUUAAAAAUUACUUUAGAGAACAUGGCGCUAGAGAUAAUAAAGCAAACAACUCCAAGCUUUCAUGCAAAUUCCGAAAUAUUAGUUCAGAACUAG
Molecule: messenger RNA, 1020 nt
Organism: Theileria orientalis strain Shintoku
Lineage: Eukaryota; Apicomplexa; Aconoidasida; Piroplasmida; Theileriidae
Exons: 1
Coding region: 1-1020 (339 amino acids)
Source: RefSeq, a predicted model, not a curated record